CUAAUUAUUAUUCUUCAAGGCAAAGACACCGUGGGAGGAGAGCGGUCAGGGAAAAGGCAGAAAACUAAUUACAAUUUAAGUUGGGGUACCUGGUAAGCGUUACAUGAUUUUCAUGUGGAAAGUGCAACCGAAACAGCCUGCUUAACGUCACUCGCCCAUCCAUGAUUGCACAAUCCUCCAAAAAACAGCCCAUUAAUUAUUUACACAAGACUCCCAAAAAUUGUAGACAAAAUUGGUUAGGCGCGGACUGCGGCAGGAAAACGAUGAACUUCCUGGUGUUAAUUUGAACUUUAACUUUUGUUUAUGCCCAUGGCUGCUGUUGUCGUUUUACCAGUACAAAAAGCCUUAUUUCUCUGCCUGUGAGUGAAAAUGAAACACCUGUCUAGAACAGUUGCUGGCAGGAUUGGACAUAUGGGUAGGUGCUUUGGGGAUCUAAUAACCCACUAAAGUAGAAAAUAUGUGGGUGUUUGUCCAAAUGGGGCUCUGGAUUUGGUCGGCUGUUGCGGUGAUCUUUUUCCAGGCUUGUGAUGGCCAGAGUGUGUUCAAUCCUCCUCCUAUGGUCAUCACAGUUGGGGUGGUUGUUAAUGGGAGUGCCAAGAUUGCUGAGACAUAUGAGAACUUCAUUUGCGCUACAUUGGAUUGGUGGCCUCCUGAAAAGUGCGACUAUGGCAGAUGCAGUUGGAUUCAGUCAUCCAUUCUCAAUUUGGAUCUCAAAAAUCCAAGUUUUGCAAAAGCCAUACAAGCUUUUGCUCCACUCAAAGUUAGGCUGGGUGGAACAUUGCAAGACAAACUAUUGUAUGAUGUUGGAAACCUGUCACAACCUUGCCAUCCUUUUAUGCGGAAUACUUCUCUCAUGUUUGGAUUCUCAAAGGGUUGUCUUACCAUGUCCAGAUGGGAUGAAGUGAACAGAUUUCUUGCAAAAACAGGGGCUAUGGUGAUGUUUGGCUUAAAUGCAUUGUAUGGUCGGUAUCAGAUAACAAAGGGUCAUUGGGGAGGUGCUUGGGAUUCAAGCAAUGCCCGGAAUUUGAUUCAGUAUACAGUUGAUCAUGGUUAUAAGAUUUAUGCCUGGGAGUAUGGAAAUGAGUUGAGUGGAUCUGGUAUUGGAGCAAGAGUUGAUGCUAAUGUGUAUGCUUCUGAUAUAAUCGAGCUUAAUAAAAUUUUGAAAGAAAUCUACAAACAUUCUCAUGAAAAACCAUUGUUGGUAGCACCUGAUGGAUUCUUUGAUCCAUCUUGGUUUCAAGCCAUUCUUCAAGAGACAGGGCCGAACAUUCUUAAUGCUGUUACACGACAUAUAUACAAUCUUGGAGCAGGUGUGGAUAAGAAUUUGACAACAAAGAUAUUAAAUCCAUCACACCUUAACAAAGAUGCUAUAAAGUUCAGAAGAAUGCAAGACAUUGUGCGCAAAUAUGGUCCUUGGUCAAGUUCUUGGGUUGGGGAAGCAGGUGGAGCCUUUAACAGUGGACAACAUCUUGUUUCAGAUGCUUUCAUAAAUAGUUUUUGGUAUUUAGAUCAGCUUGGCAUGUCUGCCACAUUCGAUACUAAAGUCUAUUGCAGGCAAAGCCUGAUAGGCGGUAACUAUGCACUUCUGAAUGUCACUACUUUUGAACCAAAUCCUGAUUAUUACAGUGCUCUUCUUUGGCAUCGGUUGAUGGGAAGGACUGUCCUUUCCAAUGAUUUUACAGGACCAACAUUUUUGCGUUCAUAUGCUCAUUGUGCCAAGAGUGAUAGUGGAAUAACUUUGCUAUUGAUCAACCUCAAUGGCGACACGAGUAUUGAUGUUAAUGUUUCUGCUUAUCCAAAUAUUACCGAAAGCAAGAAAGGUCAGACUGCAAAAGAGUCUUUUGUACAUGCACUGAAGAAAUUUUUUUCCUGGGCUGGAAGCAAAACAUCAGAUGUCAAAGACUAUAGGAUGGAAUACCACUUAACGGCAAAAGAUGGCGACCUCCAUGGCCAAACAAUGCUUCUAAAUGGUGCAAUUUUGAAGUUAACUGAAGAUGGGGAUAUUCCUCCGUUAAAUGCUGUCAUGGUUGAUGCCACACUCCCCAUUUCCGUAGCUCCUUUUUCUAUUGUUUUUGUUUCUUUACCUGGUAUCAGUGUUCCUGCUUGUUCGUAGUAGCAAUGGAUUAGUUAUUUAUUUUAAAUUUAUAUUAUAGUUCAUCCAAUUGGGCUCCCUUUUAAAGUGUAUAGUACAAACAGGUACAAGAGCAUGUGCAACUGGUACGUGGGACAGUAUUAUUUGUCUCAAGGUGCCCAUUAAAUUGUUCACUUGCAAUAAAAAAAACAUAGGCAUUGAUAGCUUUUCCCUUUU
Messenger RNA from Cryptomeria japonica (Japanese cedar), 2308 nucleotides. RefSeq names its product heparanase-like protein 1. The transcript has 9 exons. NCBI's taxonomy places the organism in Eukaryota, Viridiplantae, Streptophyta, Pinopsida, Cupressales, Cupressaceae. The record is from RefSeq and is a predicted model, not a curated record. Gene Ontology annotation, cellular component: membrane; plant-type cell wall. Bases 458 to 2113 code for a protein of 551 amino acids. Gene Ontology annotation, molecular function: beta-glucuronidase activity.